Messenger RNA from Fusarium verticillioides 7600, 453 nucleotides. RefSeq lists its product as hypothetical. The coding region runs from base 85 to 417 and encodes 110 amino acids. NCBI's taxonomy places the organism in Eukaryota, Fungi, Ascomycota, Sordariomycetes, Hypocreales, Nectriaceae. The transcript has a single exon. The record is from RefSeq and is a predicted model, not a curated record.
GCCCUCACCGCAGCAAUUCCUGUCUUCAUUAUCUCCCACUAUAAAAUAAACUGUUCGCUGAGAAGAUACCGUACCUAGACAUGUAUGAAGGCCAAGAAGAGGACGGCAACCUUGUAUGGGCCAAGAACGAUGAAGAUUCAGAGGCAGCCUCACAUCCUGGAUCCAGACACACUCGACUCCAUUCUAGGGAACAUCUGGACAAAAGUAGCCAACUGCUUGCUGAAAUUGUCUCAGCUGACUUUCCCGAGGAUCAGAUCUUUACUUCAGGCUAGCAAAGACAAGUACGAAGUGGCCGGUCGUCCAGUCACUCUCAACAUGACCGAAAUGGUUCGACUCGCACACAUACCACGAAUUAUCUUGCCUUUAGAGAGCCAGGAUUACAAAGUUGCGGAUGAAUGGUAUACUGUCCUGGCGUAGAUGCUUGUUGCACAACUCGUAUUGCAGCAUCACGAC